AUGGGCGAGGGCGGGCUCCCCCCGGCCUUCCAGCUGCUGCUGCGUGCUUGCGACCAGGGCGACACCGAGACGGCGCGGCGGCUACUCGAGGCGGGGGCGGCGGAGCCGGCGGAACGCAGCGCGGAGCCCGAGGCGGGCGCGGAGCCGGCGAGGGCCGAGGCGGCCGGGCCCGGGACGGCGGCGGCGGCGGCGGCCGGAGCGCCAGUGCCCGUGGACUGCUCGGACGAGGCGGGCAACACGGCGCUGCAGUUCGCCGCGGCCGGGGGCCACGAGCCGCUGGUGCGCUUCUUGCUGCGCCGCGGCGCCUCGGUCAACAGCCGCAACCACUACGGCUGGAGCGCGCUCAUGCAGGCAGCCAGAUUUGGGCACGUGAGUGUGGCACAUCUCCUUUUGGACCAUGGGGCUGAUGUCAAUGCCCAGAACCGACUAGGGGCCAGUGUGCUCACUGUGGCCUCUCGGGGUGGCCACCUGGGCGUGGUGAAGCUGCUUCUGGAAGCUGGUGCCUUUGUGGACCAUCACAACCCCUCCAGCGAGCAGCCGGGGGCAGGGGACAGCAGGGACGAGCUGUUGGACAUCACAGCCCUGAUGGCUGCCAUUCAACAUGGGCACGAGGCUGUAGUGCGUCUGCUGAUGGAGUGGGGUGCGGACCCCAACCGCGUGGCCCGAACUGUGGGCUGGAGCCCGCUGAUGCUGUCGGCGCUCAUUGGGAGGCUUGGCAUGGCCCAGCAGCUGGUGGAGAAGGGGGCCAACCCUGACCACCUCAGCGUGCUGGAGAAGACCGCCUUCGAGGUUGCACUGGACCGCAAGCAUAGGGAUCUUGCAGACUACCUGGACCCACUGACCACGGUCAGGCCCAAGACAGAUGAGGAGAAAAGGCGGCCUGAUAUUUUCCAUGCAUUGAAAAUGGGAAACUUCCAGCUGGUCAAAGAGAUUGCAGACGAAGACCCCAACUAUGUGAAUCUGGUCAACGGGGAUGGGGCCACCCCGCUGAUGCUGGCAGCGGUCAUGGGGCAGCUGCCUCUGGUGCAGCUGCUGGUGGAGAGGCAUGCCGACGUUGACAAGCAGGACAGCGUGCAUGGCUGGACGGCCCUCAUGCAGGCCACCUACCAUGGGAAUAAGGAAAUUGUCAAAUAUCUGCUAAACCAAGGGGCUGAUGUCACUCUUCGUGCAAAAAACGGGUACACGGCCUUUGACCUAGUGAUGCUGCUGAGUGAUCCUGACACGGAACUUGUUCGACUGCUGGCAUCUGUCUGCAUGCAGGUGACUAAAGACAAAGGCCGGCCCAGCCACCCACCGCCUCCGCCCCACUCGAAGGCUCGACAGCCCUGGAGUGUCCCAGUGCUGCCGGAUGACAAAGGCGGGCUUAAGUCCUGGUGGAACCGAAUGUCCAAUCGGUUCCGGAAGCUCAAACUGACGCAGACCCUGCCCCGCGGGCUCUCCAGCAACCAGCCUUUGCCUUUCUGUGAUGAGCCAGAGUCAGCACUGGACUCCACGAUGCGGGCGGCCCCCCAGGAUAAGCUAAGCCGCCUGGGGCUUCAGGCUGUCGCCCCUACCAUGAAAGAGAAUGGUCCUGGGAGCACGAGAGGAGACAAAGAAGAUGUGUUAUUGACCACCAUGCUUCGCAACGGAGCCCCCUCCCCCAGACUCCCGAGUGACAAGCUGAAGGCAGUCAUCCCCCCUUUCUUACCCCCUUCCAGUUUUGAGCUGUGGAGCUCCGAUCGGUCCCGGACAUGUCACAGUGGGAAGGCAGAGCCCGUGAAGACUGUGUUGCCCCAGAGAGCUGGCAGGGGUGCCCCCGUGGGCGUGGCUGGUGGGAGCACCGAUGCUACUCCUGUCAGGCCUGUUAAAUUUCCAUCUCUCUCCAGAAGCCCCACCUCUCCCGCCAAUUCUGGAAACUUCAACCACUCACCUCAUUCCUCAGGUGGCUCCAGCGGGGUAGGGGGCUCGAGCAGGCAUGGCGGGGAGCUGCAUAACCGCUCAGGUGGUGGCAUAGACAGUGUCCUGUCCCAAAUCGCUGCUCAGAGGAGAAAAGCUGCGGGUUUGUCGGAGCAGAAGCCCGGCCGCCAAUCAAGUCCCGCCGGGCCAGCACCGGGGUCCAGCUCGUCUGAACUCCCGGUCUCCCCCGCAGGCAGUGGCGGUCCCAGCGGCAAGAAGCUGGAGACAAGCAAAAGACCUCCGUCUGGAACUUCCACUCCCUCCAAGAGCACCUCGCCUACGCUCACGCCCUCCCCUUCACCCAAAGGGCACACGGCCGAGUCCUCAGUGUCCUCCUCCUCUUCCCAUCGGCAGUCCAAGAGCAGUGGGGGCUCCAGCAGCGGCACCAUCACAGAUGAGGAUGAACUGACUGGAAUCCUUAAGAAAUUGUCACUUGAGAAAUAUCAGCCCAUUUUUGAGGAGCAAGAGGUGGACAUGGAAGCCUUCCUCACGCUCACCGAUGGCGACUUGAAGGAGCUGGGUAUUAAGACAGACGGAUCCAGGCAGCAGAUCCUGGCAGCGAUUUCUGAACUGAAUGCGGGCAAGGGACGCGAGAGACAAAUUUUACAGGAAACCAUUCACAACUUCCACUCUUCCUUUGAGAGCAGUGCCAGCAACACCAGGGCCCCAGGAAACAAUCCCUGUACAUGAUCCUCCCUCCUGUGGUGACCAGCGUGAGCUUUCUGAAUCCCAGUGCUGCCCUCACGUAGCCCGUGCUCCAGCCACCAUCAACUCCUCCCCAUUCCCUGGAACAUGCCUCGGUUGGUCACACCACCGUGCCUUUGUCACAUUCCCUCUGCCCCAAAUGCCUGUCUUCCCUUCUCUUCUCUGCUUUCGUAGUUGGUGAUGCUCUUGCUGUAACAAACUCCAACGCGGUAGACUUAUCCUCACAUGAAGUCCGGUAUGGCUGCUUCUGCUUGGCAGGCGGCUUCCCACUGUAAUUUGGGGACCCAGUUCCUUUCACCUUGUGGCCCUGUCAUCCCCAGGGACCUCAGCAUCUUUGCUUCUUGCUGGCAGAAAGGGGAAAGGGGCGGUGGAGAAGGCACAGCCAUUCUUAACCACGUUCCUCUCCACUGUUCUUGCUCCAUCCACUCCUGCUCAAGUUCCAUUGGCCACCGGUAGUCACAUGGCCCCACCUGGCUGCAUAGGAGGCUGGGAAAUGUAGUCUUUGCUCAGGUGGUGGCUGCCCAGCAGCAAGCCUACACUUAGCCAGGGCGGCGCCAUGUUUUAGAGGAAGCUUAGCUUUCCCUGACACAUUUUCCCAUAAAACUUCUAACUUGUUCUUUGUGAUCCAAGUCACCGAUCCAGUGAAGCCUUCCUUGACUCCCUUACACAGAAGUAACUUUUCAGGCCCCAGGGUCCCUUACGGCUUGUUUAGGACUCUGUUCUAGCACUCGGCCGCACCGACUGCCUACAACACACAGCAGGUGUUCAGGAUGUGUGCGUUGAAUGUGUUUGUCUUUAUUGCGAUGGCAAGCUUUUCUGUAGGAAAAAAAGGGUAGGCCUGCUUUGUGAUCUCAGGUCCCUUCUUCCUUCUGGCCGUCAGUGUCCUCACCUGUAAGAUCUAGGGUCGGGCAGGAGGAGGCUCGGCCGAUAGUCUGCUCUGCUCGUGCCAUGUCGCCAUAGGCUCUCCUGCACGUCAAGGGGGAGCAGAAGACCCUAAUAUAUUGCACUGUGGAGGGACUUUGGUGCUCAAAUUUUCUAGACAAAGAAGCCAAGUGUUUGGAAUUUCUUGAACACCCUGUUAAUGCUAUGUUCCUCAGAAGGGAAUCGGUCCUUACAGUUUUCUGCCCCUAUUACAUUUGCGGAGCUCCGACAGUAGCUUUUAGAAGUGUUUUCAAGUGAGUCAUUUGGCCAAUGCUUGCUGCAUUUGUGUAACGUGCUGGGUGCCGGGGCUACAGAGACAAGCUAGAGCCAGUCCCACCCUUGGGGACCUCUAUAGGCAGGAGAGGACAGAAAUGGUCCAUCCCAACCUCAAGAGGCAGCGUGGCAGAACUCAGGCUCAAAGUUCACCUCCAGCCCUGUGGCUGGCCAGCUGCAUGGCCUGGGACAGGUCACUUGGCCUCUUGCUCAGAGCGGAGAGCCGCUGUGCAGAAAGCUUUUAGUCUGUACAAAGCACCCAGUAGCCAGCAGCCUUCACAGAGUUCUUGUCUUUGCCAUGAGCUCCACCAGGCUGCGUGCUGAUCUCCUUGGGAGGUGUGGUCGCUCAUGUCCCUCCCCAGCCACGAAGGCCUGCUCCCCCUCCAUUGGCUUUGCGGGGCAGCUCUGACCACCUCAUGUUUCCCCCACCCCUGCCCUCCCCUGCCCGUUGAGACAGCUCCUCCUCCCUCCUCCCAUCCUCCCACCGGCAGCAGCUUACUUGCAACACUCCCAGGAGAAGGCUGCACUUUAGCUGUCACUGACAGGCUUAUUUGUAAAUAGCCCUCAAAGCCAGGCCUUUAAGGAGGCAUGGUCAAUGUGCACGUACUCCGUGCAGCAGCUUGAGGUCAGUGUCGUCCAUCCUCUUUGUCACCCUGGAGAGCACUGCACAUCUGGGAGACCCACAGAGUGAAGCUGUGUUCCAGUUACACAGCCCAGGGUGGGCAGAGCUGGCCCAGACUUGGCUCUGGUGGGCUUCCGGGCCCAUGCCUUUCCACUGAUCCAUGUAGACUUCCGGAGCUGGAGGCACCGGGUAUCCUCAGUGUUGUAAUGUAAUGUACUGAUGUCUCCAGGGCUUAGUUCUCAAUAGGCCAAAAGUUGUUUGCCCCUGAAAUACACUGGCCUCUGAGUUACAUGCUCCGAGGUUCUGUGUCUGCUUCCUGCUGCUGUGCUGGUUUUUCCACAAGCCCCCUAUCCGUGCAGCAUGCUGCUGGGUAUGUUUGACUGAAUAUCUGCCACACACACAAACUGUGCUGGAGGGGGCAGCUUUCCUCACCUGAUGGCCCAGACAGAGCAGGGCUGAUUCCCAUCUUGCAGAUGGGAAAACAGGCUCGGGAGAGGUGCUUCUCUUGUCUUUUCCACUGGAGUCAAGUGGUUCUAAGGCUUUUUCUCCCAGGCAGUUUGUGUGCUGUCUGAUGAGAGAUUUCUGGCACACUUUCUGGGGCAUGAUCUUCCCCUUCCUGGUGACACUCCACACCCCGCCCGUGUAUC
This is a messenger RNA of Enhydra lutris kenyoni (northern sea otter), 5103 nucleotides long. RefSeq names its product ankyrin repeat and sterile alpha motif domain containing 6. Lineage: Eukaryota; Metazoa; Chordata; Mammalia; Carnivora; Mustelidae. Gene Ontology annotation, molecular function: protein binding. The record is from RefSeq and is a predicted model, not a curated record. Gene Ontology annotation, biological process: innate immune response. The transcript is spliced from 15 exons. The coding region runs from base 1 to 2625 and encodes 874 amino acids. Gene Ontology annotation, cellular component: cytoplasm.